This is a messenger RNA of Rotaria sp. Silwood1, 996 nucleotides long. NCBI's taxonomy places the organism in Eukaryota, Metazoa, Rotifera, Eurotatoria, Philodinida, Philodinidae. The record is from the annotation of a GenBank genome assembly.
AUGACAUUUUCACGUAAAACAAUGAGACAUACUAGUACUGGUAUACUUUUUCUUGCAUUAAGUAUAUCCGAUACAAUUUAUCUUUUAUUAUCCAUAUAUGUUACAAUUGUUUUUGGUUUUCAAAUUCCGGAUCAAUCAAAUUAUGCCAAAAAUUGUCAAUUUCGGCAUUAUAUGAAUUAUCUUUCAACAAAUUUUAGUGCUUGGAUGCUUGCUACAAUUUCAUGCGAUCGUUGGUUACGUUCACAAUUUCCUACUAAAGCACAAAGAUUUUGUACACCACGUACAGCUAUUUAUUCAAUUAUCAUUGCUCUUAUCCUUGAUUGUCUUUUACAUAUUCAUCUUCUUACACCAAUGUUUGGUCAAAUAGCACCAGGUAUAACAACUAAUUGUGGUCCUGAUAGUCGUUAUCCAAAUUACACAUAUUUUUAUAAUACAAUUUGGCCAGUUAUUACUGUUCUUACUGUUACAAUUAUUCCAGCAAGUUUUAUGCUAUUUUGUCUUAUAGCUAUAAUUAUAAAUGUACAAACACGUCGAAAUCGAGUUAUUGCUAUCGAACAAACAAAUGGAAAUCAACAAGAAAGACGACGUGCACAUUUUCUUCAACGACAAAUGUUUAUACUUAUGCUUGCUGCUCUAAUGUUAUUUUUUCUUACAACAUGUCCUAUUGCUUUAUUUUAUUUUGUGAUUUCUACAUUGAAUAUUCAACAAUCAUUUUCUUUUACACUUAUGUUGAUAUCUAUAUUGAAUUUCGUAACAUUAUUAAAUUAUUCAUUAAAUUUUUAUUUACAUUGUUUAACGUCAAAAUUAUUUCGAAAGGAAUUCUUUCAAUAUUUUCCAUGCUCAAUUUCAAUUACUUUUCGUCGAUCAAAUCAAACUUCUAAUGUAACUCAUACUCAACGAUAUUUAACUCGACCACAACAAGGAACUGUUACACAAUUAAUGGGACAGUUCACAAAUUCUAAUGAACAUGACAGAAAUCGCAUAACAUUUAUGUGA